Messenger RNA from Pocillopora meandrina, 7112 nucleotides. NCBI's taxonomy places the organism in Eukaryota, Metazoa, Cnidaria, Anthozoa, Scleractinia, Pocilloporidae. The record is from the annotation of a GenBank genome assembly.
AUGGGAAAGCUUGGUGACCGCUCAGAAGGAGCAGAAGAAAUACAAGAUGUCGGAACGCAAGGUUCUCAACGUAAGUAGGAUUUGAUUUUACUGCCCUCCUGGCAAUAUGAUGAAGCAAUUUUUUAUUAUUACCUGAAAUAUUGAGAACAUAUUCUAAGAUAGUCGAUAAUGACGUAAUUACGGAAUGAAAUAAGCUAGGUGACCUGAUAACCUUGCCUCAGCUAAGCUCACUAAUUUAUAUGACCUGGGUUAUUUGAUUAUUCAACUUCCUGAAAGUGCAUGAUUGUAGACAAUGCAUAUAAGAAUUUUUUUUUUCGAGGAUAUUUUCAAGUCUAUCUUUCAUUGAAGGUCUUUCUCUCUACUGGUCAAUGUAUUUUCUUUAUAUUACUUUGUACUAAAAUAACUGUGAUUUGUGGAAUAAUUUAUUUCUGAUUGUGUUCUGUUUUCAACUUCGUGUUUCUUAUCUAUAUAUAUUAAAUGACGUGAUCAGUGCCUGACUAAUAAGAAAAAAUUAAUUGUAUAAAAUGCUACUAGACAAGAUUUUGGUAUACCCCCAUACUGUUUUUUGAUUAAAGAAAAUAGCAGUGGAAAUUUUAGAUUGCCUUUUAGACCGAGGCUUUGUUUUAAAAUAGCAUAGGGCUAGUAUAGUAUACAGAAACCUUACCUUCUAUUUGUUUAUAUAUCUAAGAGAGUAUUAAAAUUCAUCUCUUUUUUUUUUAUCCUAUAGAAAUAUUAUCCUCCAGAUUUUGAUGCCUCUAAAAUCCCUAAGUUGGGACUUUCUAGAGAUCGUCAAUAUGUUGUGAGACUUAUGGCUCCUUUCAACAUGAGGUAGGUUUUUGAAAGCAUGCCAAUCAAAGAGAGAUGCCAAUCUCUGGAAUUCUGAAUUGUGGAGAUGUUUGAUUUGCACUCGCUUCCUCCCUGCCCUCGCCUUUUAAUCCUAAAAGUUGUCUUGUGAAUCUUUUAUCUCGGUCUUUACCAACAACUUUAGGUCAUUUUUGUAUUAAUUUGUAAAUGUUGCUUCUGAAUAAUCAAUGGUAAAAAAAAUUUGAGACAUGAAACCAACCCAGUCCAUGAAACAGAUCUGUAUCACUUUUAUGGCUCCUAGAGAGUCUGAAACAAGUGUAAAUGGUACACGUAGAUCAACAAGAUAUUUGAUAAUUUGGCAGAGUAUGAAGGGGAGCUUCUUUGUUAGGUCACAGCUUUAAUAUUCAUGUCAAAAUUGUACUAAGAAGUUGUUUUGUUAAUGUACCUCAAAACAAGCAGUUUAUAACAAGAACAAAGCAGUUUAAUUGAAUGAACUACAGAACUUAGUACAACUGACCACUACGGGGAAAUAUCAAUAUGUCACAACAUUAACAGUAGUAUUUAGCUUUGUAUGUAACUUUAUUUUUAGGUGCACAACUUGUGGAGAGUAUAUUUACAAGGGAAAGAAAUUUAAUGCAAGAAAGGUGAGCACAUGGAAAGUGAUAUCCAGUGGUUCAAAGGUGCUUUGUUAUGGCACUUCAGUCUGAGUUUAUUAGCUGAUGAAGCUGUAAAACUGCAUCACAUAUGCACAAUGAUUGUCUUAAAAGCAUUUCCAGUCAUGUCUGUUACAAAAGUAUAAAAAUUGUGUACAUCAAGCAAUUAAGAGAAUAUGAUAUUUUUGCAACAAAAGAUAAGUUAGGUAGAAGUUACAAAUACUCUCAAAUGUCAUGGAAAAAGUUACAAAUGAAUAGGCUUGAAGAGGCUCAUAAUAUUCCUAAUGGUGGCUGGUAAUGUAGCUUUUUCCUUUGUCUAAUACACCAUUUGAAAGUGUAGUCUGAUUGUCAGACAACCUGAGCAAACAUCAUGAUCAGAAUCAAGAGAAUAUUGUUGUCAGUCGAAUAGUUGCUGUCAUUUACAUGUCUAACAUGCACAUGUCCUUGUUUCAGGAAACAGUACAAAAUGACACAUACCUUGGACUUCUGAAAUUUCGAUUCUAUAUUAGAUGCCCAAGAUGUAUAUCAGAGAUAACUUUUAAGGUAAAAGUUAGUCCAAAAGAGGGCUGUGCAUUUAAUUUUGUUUCUGACAAUAUUUUUGAUGAUCUUCAUUCUGCAUGGUAAACCUUGUUUGGAAAAAUAAUACUAAGGCAUUUUACUUUGUAUCAUGAUCUUUGUUCCCUUGGUCCCCAUGGCUGUUGUUGAGUCUCUCUUUUUUUCUUCCAUUUCUUUUUAUUUGAGUGUUGUUGCUGGCUGAUUAGUUAAAACCAUGGAACAUCUAUGGCAUCUUCCAGUAAUGUAUAAGCCUUCAAAAAAAAUGUUAUUAAGACACCAUUAUCAAUCAAAAUUAUUUUUACAUGUACUACCAUGCCCUUGUCUUGUAGGUUAAUUGAGUUUUAGGUCAAGCUAAUUUAAUCAAAAUGGGUUUUUCGUUUUGUAAGAUUAUAAUAGUCUGAACUUUAAUUUUUGAAUAUACAGUUAUUGGUUUCAAGAUAGCUCAAAUUUCAGUUUACUUAAAAUUUACUUCAAAAUGCAAUAUUGCACCAUUCUGUAGAUCUCAGGAGACAAAGAGGUUUCUUUGGCAAGCUUAAACUUCCAAUAUUCAUUUUGUUACUCUGAAGAUAAAUACAUUGCAUACUUGCAUAAUUGUUGCUGCCAAUGUUGAAAAUCUGGAAUUUUGAAAAUACUCUGUAAUUCCUUUGUUGAAGGGCUAAUUAAAUACUCAAAGUAUCAGAUUUCCAAACCUUUCUGCAGGAGUUAUUUUUGUGUUGAUAACUUCACAAAUGACAGUGUUAUUAUUGUAAAAUAAUAUAUAGAUUUAGCCAAGCCUAAAAGCGGAGCUUGCAUUUUUUUUCACCCACACGUCUUAAGGGCAUGACACCUUGCCCUGGCCAGGACUAGAACCCAGGUCGUCCAACUCGGAGCCCAGUGCACUGACCACUGGACUACUGAAAGUCGUGGCGUUGGUGUGCCCAUGGUACAGUUGACCACGCAUGUUAAAAGUAGCACCUUGUACGGUCAUACAAUCAUACAUCCAAAUUUUUUUGGCUUGAUGGGUUACUACUAUUUUGUAUAAAUAUGGGUCUAUGCUCUGCAAGCUCCACUAUUAUUUAUUAGUUGAAUUUCAACCUCAGGGCACAAUUAUAUUUGCAAAUUCCCAACCUUAUUGUCCAAUUUGUGGUGAAGUUUUUGCAUAAUUAGGUGUAAUUAUGAUGUACAUUUUUGUGUUCUUGUCCAAUUUGUAUAGACAGAUCCUGAAAACACUGAUUAUGUUUGUGAGAAUGGAGCAACAAGGAACUUCCAAGCCCAGAAGCUAAUGGAAGAUGAAGAGAACAGAAAACAAAAGGAAGAGGAAGAAGAAGAGCAAAACAAUCCAAUGAAGGUUUGACUGUUAUGAAGGUUUUGAUUAAAUGAAUUUAAUAAAGGAGGUUCCAAUAAAACACGACACUUAAAUCCUGAAGAGUGACUGGAAUCAAAUUUAUCCUUACAGCACCACUGCUGAAUCAAACAGUAUGGUCAUGAGAGUGAGGAAAAUGAUGGCAGUCUAAAAAAAAAGCUUGUGAUUGUCAAACAAAUUCUCCUUGUCAGUACUAUAGGAAAUGUGUAUGAAGCUGUAUGGAGAAUAUACAUAUUGAACUGAUGGUGUAAAAGGUUUAGAAAAAUGCUAAAUGACCUGAAGAAUGGGAAAGCGCUUAUAGCCAAGUUGUGAUUGAGUUAUAGCCUGAUUUGCAUAUCAGAGGAUGGUUUAGUCACAGAAAUACUGAAACAAAGUCAUGUAAUCUUGGAUUUCUUCAAUGCUCAACAAAAAAUUAGUUACAGGUGUCACAAAAACAACAAAAACUGAAGUUUCUAAUACAAAAAGUAUUGUUGUGACAAUCCCUUUGUUUUUUAUCCUGCCCAAAAAUAGUGUUUAGUGGGUCUGGGAAAACUAAGAAAUCUGUGGAAUUUAAUGUGAUUUUCCAGACAUGGAAAGUCAAGAAAUUUGAUUACAGGUCCCAAAAAGUCUGAGAACAAUGAAGGGAGAAAUGUAUUUAUUGAACAGCUAUUUUCACAUUUUUUUUCACACCAGUUUCUUCAUCACUGGGCUUGAAAACAUUAUUUAGGUUCUGAGGUGGUCAAGGUUAUAGAGAGUUAUUUUGAAUUUUACAAGUGUGAAAUUGUUUGAAUUCUGAGAUAUCACCCUUCAGUGACCAUUUGGGAAAAAGUGCCUAUGCAUGGAGCCCAGAAGUAAGAUAAAAACAUUUUUUAGGAUGCCCUCAUUUGCUUGAUGGUUUCUGUUACUAAAGAAACAUGAUUGUAGAAAUUAUCUUCAAUCUGUGCUAUAUGUACACAUAUUAAAUCUUUCAGGCCUUGGAGAAGAGAACAAAAGAGUCAAAACAAGAGAUGGACAUUUUAGAAAAGUUAGAAGAGUUACGGGAUCUGAACACAAGGCUUGCUAAUGGUAUGUGCUGAGUUUAAUUGUGAGGAAACCACUUGAUGAAUUACAGUUACCUCUUAAUUUUGUAGAAUUACAUUCUUGGGUGUCUCCAAUGCCUACCUGUAGAAAUAAACUUGGUCCUUUCCAAAAGUGACCAUUCAGACCACAAGGAUACUGGAAUCAGUUGUCUGGGUAUAAGAUGUUUCUGCUCAGCUUUUCUAAAUCAAGACAUGUAAUUCUGAUUUAGACUGUCAGGUUUCUCUCCAAGUUGUAGUUAUCUGGGCCAGUUAUUCAAACAGGGUUCGCAUUGGUCCUGGAAAACCCGGAAUGUCCUGUAAUUUUAUUUUGACAUUUUCCAGGACUGGAAUGGAAAAAGAGUACAGAUCCUGGAAAGUCCUUGAAAUCUGCUUAACUCGAGAAAUAAAGUUUUCAAAAUUUAUGUUAUAUGAAUUGCAGUGUAGGCCAUAAGGAGAAUUGAUUUUAAAAUCUUGGUAUGAAGGGUUCAAGGUGAAAUUUGGAGUCGUGGAAAAAUAAAUCAGAGUCCUGAAAAAGCCUUUGAAAAGUCCUUGAAAUUUGUCUCUGAAAAAGGAUACGAAUCCUGUUGACAGAGUGGGCCAUGCUAUGCUAAGGUUGAAUCACUACUGGUAUCCAGCAGAUAUACAACAGUUAACAUAUGACACUGCACUAUCCAAUGGAUAGAGAUUGGUUUAGUGGAUUUCAUUAUCCACCCUUUGAACAAUGGUGGCCUGACAAAGAACUUUCUUCUUGUUUUGUAGUUGAUUACGAUACCUUGUUGGAGCUGAAUGCAAAGGCAGCAGAAGAGAUGCGAGCCAAAGAAGAGGAGGAGGAUGAGCAGUUAGUCCAGUAAGCACAGCUUGGGUUGAUUUAAAUUAACAUUUAAUGUCAAAGCACAAAAGAUUGAUUGACUAAAAUUUGUCACAAGGAUGGAAGGUGGACAAUAAUGACUACCUUGCGAGGAUUCCAACCACAGCUUGUUCCCACUGCUUUAACAAAAAUCAGUUGUAUACAAGGAUGAAAUUUUAGUCACACUUGAAGAAGCAGUUCCUGUUGCUGUACUUAAGUUUCUGGCCACUAUUACCAACACAGAGCAACUUACAUUUUGACUCUUAGAACAAGUACCCCAGGGUCCAUCAUUAGUUCUUGACUGUUAAAUAAUGCCAGUUAAUAAAUACUGGUAACUUCACUUUUCUCUGGGUGCAACAAAAACUGGAAGAAGUGAAAGAAUCUAAGGGAAUAAAAGCUUUGAAUUGACCUCAUAUAUAAUAAAUUCCACCUCCUUAUCCCAGUAGAAUGGGACAAUGCAGGAGCUGGUUUAUAGUUUGAUCUAAAUACACUAACUUAAAUUCUUGAAAAACAAUUUUAGAUCCAUAUUUGGUAACCAGAAGAUCCAGAGAAGAUUGGAUGAUGAAAGUGAUGAUGAUGAAGAGGAAGGAGAACAGAAGUCAACCGGAAGAACUGAGAAAAGAAAAGCCACAGACAUUUUGGCAGAGGUAAGUGCUCUCUCACUGCAUCUUUCAGUAACAUGUGAACUCUGAGGUACAGAGCCAAUUACAUUACAGAACCAUUUCCUUUGAAACUGCACAUUCUCCCUUAAAGAGGCAUGCAACAUCGAGCAAUUAGGGAAUGUAACAUGCAAUUUUCAAUGAUGCACACUUUAGUACUGUACUCAAAGUUCAUGUUUGCGAAAAGAUAAAUUAUACAGUAAUUUGCAAUGAGAACAUGGAGUUCUAGGAUACCAAUGAACAUGUGUCAAGUAAUCAGUGGAAUAAGAUACUUUUUGUUUUAUCAACUGAGCUGAUAAUGUACCUGAAAUUGGCCACCAUCAAGAGUUUCAAAGCUGAUGUUUUGUUCAUUGGUCUUUCGUCAGAGCAAAUGGAACAAUUUGGUUGGCUUUUAAAAAGUUUGGAAUACUGGGUAUUCUUCUUGUUAUAACUAGGUAAAAAUGCCAAGACUGCACACCUUUUUUUUUUUUUUUUUUAACUUGAAAACACAUUUCCCUCCUGAUUGUAAUUAUUUUGUUAAAUUAUGGAACAACUUGAAACUGAGCAUGAUGUAGAAGUCAAAAGUCAUUGUGUUCUUUCCUGACUUUAAUUUUCUGAUUGAAUUUUUUUUUUUUAAUUUCAAUUUGUCUUCAGGAUGUCUCCCACACCACAACUCAACCAGCUCAGAAAAAACAAAAGACCUCAAGUAAUGUUAGCAUUGGGAAAAUGCAGAACAAAUCACUACUGUCAUCAUUAGUAAAAGUCAACAAGGACAAAGCUAAAGAACAAAAAGCUGCAGGAAAAGCAGUGGUAAAGCCAGGAACUACCUCCUCUGAACAGAGGGAUGUGAUACAAAAUUCUCACAAAGACACUGUUGAGAGAGAAGAUGUUAAUAGAGCUGGAAAAAAUGAAUCAUCACUUGGAUUGUUAGGGAACUACAGUAGUAAUAGUGAGGAUUCUGAUAACUAGGGUCAAGAAUACAUGCAAAUGUUUCAAAUAAUGACACAUGCCCCCAUACCUUUUUUUUUUUUUAUUUAGUAGAUAUUGAUUAGAAGGGGAAGAGUCCAAAAUCAACAUAUUACAGUAUUCAAUCGCAGGCUCUCCACAUAAAGUUUUAUAUUAUGUUGGAUGUGUACCACUGGGAUUAUAAGGGACUCUUGUACAUAAUUAAUUCUACUCUUCCCUUUUAAACUUUUACCUGUGAAAGGAGUUUGAAUAAACAAAUAAAUAUACAAG